This is a messenger RNA of Dipodomys spectabilis (banner-tailed kangaroo rat), 2655 nucleotides long. It is a transcript of the gene B3galnt2, whose product is annotated as beta-1,3-N-acetylgalactosaminyltransferase 2. NCBI's taxonomy places the organism in Eukaryota, Metazoa, Chordata, Mammalia, Rodentia, Heteromyidae. Gene Ontology annotation, molecular function: hexosyltransferase activity. Bases 80 to 1606 code for a protein of 508 amino acids. The transcript has 12 exons. Gene Ontology annotation, cellular component: membrane. The record is from RefSeq and is a predicted model, not a curated record.
AGCCCCCUCGCUCUGGGCGGGGACGCAGCGCAGCCCGGAGAGCAGCGGGGGCGCGAGGGGGAGCCGGCGGGGACGGCCAAUGCGAAACUGGCUGGUGCUUCUGUGCCCGUGCGUGCUCGGGGCCGCGCUGCACCUCUGGCUGCGGCUGCGCUCCCCGCCGCCCGCCCGUGCCUCCAGGGCCGGCCCAGCAGAUCAGUUGGCCUUAGUUCCUCAGUGGAAAUCCAGUCACUAUGAGGUGAUAGUUGGUGUGUUGUCAGCUCGCCAUAACCACGAACUUCGAAAUGUGAUAAGAAACACCUGGUUGAAGCAUUUGAUACAACAUCCAGUGUUGAGUCAACGUGUGCUUGUGAAGUUCAUAAUUGGUGCUCGUGGCUGUGAGGUGCCUGUGGAAGACAGGGAGGACCCCUACUCCUGCCGACUGCUCAACAUCACACACCCAGUUUUAAAUCAGGAAAUUGAGGCAUUUGGCCUUUCUGAAGAUGCCUCAUUGGGGCUGUCUGAGGACCGAGUUGUCAGCGUGAGCUUCCGCGUUCUCUACCCCAUUGUGAUCACCAGUCUUGGCGUGUUCUAUGAUGCAAGCGAUGUGGGCUUUCAGAGGAACGUCACAGUCAAGCUCUAUCAGGCAGAGCAGGAGGAGGCGCUCUUUGUUGCUCGCUUUAGUCCUCCGAGCUGUGGAGUUCAGGUGAACAAGCUGUGGUAUAAACCUGUGGAGCAGUUCAUCUUACCAGAGAGUUUUGAAGGUACAAUUGUGUGGGAGAGCCAAGACCUCCAUGGCCUUGUAUCAAGAAACCUUCACCAAGUGAUGGUGAAUGAUGGAGGGGGCGUCCUUCGAGUCCUCACGGCUGCGGAGGGUGCUCUGCCUCCCGAAUUCCUAGAAGGUGUGGAGGGAGUCGCAGGUGGCUUUAUCUAUACCAUUCAGGAAGGUGAUGCGCUGUUACACAGCCUUCACUCUCGGCCUCAGAGACUGAAGGAGCACAUGAGGCGCCUCCGGGAGGAAGAUGCCUUACUGCAGGAGGAGAGUAGCAUCUAUGACGACAUCGUCUUUGUGGAUGUUGUUGACACUUACCGAAACGUUCCUGCAAAACUACUGAACUUCUACCGAUGGACCGUGGAGACUACCAGCUUUGCUUUGCUGCUGAAGACGGAUGACGACUGUUACAUAGACUUAGAAGCCGUGUUUAACAGAAUUGCCCAGAAGAAUCUGGAGGGGCCAAAUGUUUGGUGGGGAAAUUUCAGGUUGAACUGGGCAGUGGACCGGACAGGGAAGUGGCAGGAGCUGGAGUACCCCAGCCCUGCCUACCCCGCCUUUGCAUGCGGCUCAGGGUAUGUGAUCUCCAGGGACAUCGUGGACUGGCUGGCUGGCAACUCAGGGAGGCUGAAGACUUACCAGGGUGAAGAUGUAAGCAUGGGCAUUUGGAUGGCAGCCAUAGGACCUAAACGACACCAGGACAGCCUGUGGCUGUGUGAGAAGACAUGUGAGACGGGCAUGCUGUCCUCCCCUCAGUACUCGCCACGGGAGCUGAGGGCACUGUGGGAGCUGAAGGAGCGCUGCGGUGACCCCUGCCAGUGUGAUGCCCGGUGCAGCGAGUCAGCGGGCAGCGGCUAAGGACAGGGCACCAGGAUUGCCACCUUGAAGUCAGAAGGAAAAGCCCAAUGUUUGGCAAUAGGAAAAUAAUAGUCUUUCUAGAUGGUUCUUGGCCGGCACUUUAACCUGUAAGCAAUGUGAUGUGUCUUAAUGUUUGCACAAAUCUCCUUAAAGUCAAUUCAUACUGUAGCAUAAAAAAAGUUUUUACUUAUAUAUUGAAAGAUUUAAAAGAUACCAAAUUUUUUAUAAAAGGAGAAAUAUUUCUAAGUCCUGAUGCACUGUCUCUAAUUAGAAAUCCAUCAUGAUUACUUUGUUAAAACAUGGCCUAGUUCAGAAAUUUUUAUUAGUAACUCAGUUUGAAUCUCAAUUUGGGUUGUAGAAAUAGCUUAAUGAGAGCAAGUGCAGACUUAAAAAAUAAAAAAAAUGCUGUGUGAGCAGUGGUCACUUAAACCAAAGUUUGAGGUUCCUGGAAAUGAUGUCAGACUUGGAGGAUCUGACUGAGUGGGCAACCUUUUUUUAAAUAUGUCCAUUUUUAUAUGAUUAAAUCAAGUUCCCUUUUGCCAUUUAAUCCAGAUCCUGAAGACCAUAUGAUUAGCACUUGUAUUGAACACUGAAUUUUUUGUGAAUGUGAAUAAAACAUCUCUCAGGGUUUAGUGCCGUGGAGAUUUCUAAAUGGCAGACACUUGGAGUCAAUCCUUUUGCUUCCCUCCUAUCAUUGCCUAAUAAUGGUUUAAAAUGAUUAGUCAGGUGAUCUUCUGCAGAGGAUAUGCUCAGGUUGAGGUAUAACUAUGAGGCAAAGUAUGACUAACUUUUUAAGUACUCUAAAAAUAGAAGGCAUACACCCAGAGGAGAGCCUGUCUCCCCACUAACCAGCUUGAUUUAUUAGUAACUGAGAAGAUAGCAGUCCCAAUAGGAAUUCCAUUGAAACUAGUCUUAUGACAGACCCUAUGAUGUCUAUACUCAUUCAACUAGCAAGCUUUUUUAGUAUUUAAGUCUUCCCAUAAUGAGCUAUAUAAGAUCAGAAAGUCAUUAGUCAAAGCCUUUAUUAUUGCUAUUAUAUAUACAAGCCU